UCGUUGCUCCCGAGUCAUAUUAAAGAUGUUUCAAAAUGAACGUAUUGUUCAUAAACGACACAUCACUAUCGCGUCUCAUACUUGCAUCCUUCUCUCGCAUCCUAAGUGAGUAGAGCAAAGAUGCAAGGAAAGGAAGCGAGGAAAGGAAACGUGGACGCACAAAUAAGAAAUGAGUAGCACCCACAACCUUUAUAUAGUACACUCCUUCCCGCCAUGUUGAAACGUGAUAUUAGUGACCGCAGACAGGCGGCGCUAGUGAGUAAAAACGCCCCGAAAGCAUGACGUGUACAAACACACUGGAACAGGUGUACAGAGGUCUUAUGACUGUUUGCUGUAACAGAGGGAGCAGCCAUGAAAAGGAACAAGCAAUGGGAUGUCAGAGGAGCAGUAGGCUUUGCAGCUUUCUUCCAUUUCCUCUAUUCCUGUGCCAGAGGCUGCCUUUUGCCCUUCCUCACCAUUUACUUUCGGCACCUUGGCCUCACUGCUGUCAUGACAGGCACCAUCAUGGCUGUUAAACACGUAGUUGCACUGGUGUGGACACCUCUCUCCUGCAUCCUGGCCAGGCGUCAUAAUAAACGGCGCAUGGUCAUAACAGGGUCUCUCAUUUGCUCAGCAGCAGUUGCAUUAGUGCUUCUGCUCUUCCCACCCACAGGAAAGAGCACAGAGAGCCGAAGUUGUAAUAUUAGUCAGCUGAAUGCAGUACAUGAGCUUAGCUCAACUACUCUGAAACCCAAGACAACGCUACAAAAAUUCUCUACACCUGUUUUGUUCUCAACAGAACACAAGAUGACGCCUACUGAAGAGUACAAUAACACUGAAUACAUACCUACAACGCCAGUCAGAAUCUCAGAAUUACAUAACAACCAGAGUACCACUGUGAAUACAGCAAACAAUCAAAGUGACUGGAAAGAAUCUUUGGAAAUAAAAACUUUUCAGAUGCCUUCACCAGAUAACAGGAGCAGAUCUUUAACCAAGCGUGAACAAAAGCAGCAGGAGAUCAACAAGAUGCAAUAUGAAUUCCUUGGGAGCUUGAAAGUCAUGGACACACAACAUCAAAUGUUUUUCUUGGUCAUGAUCAUCAUAAUCCUAUGGGAGAUUCUGGCUGCUCCAUUGACAUGGACAGCUGAUGAUGGGCUCCAUGAGUACCUUGAUUUUGUGGAUGCCACCGAACGUCACAGGGCUGUUAAACCAUGGAGAUUGUUAGGGACUGCUGGUGGUAUGGGAUGCUCUGGUAUUCUAGUAAGCCUCCUUUACUGUUUAAUUGGAACAGUGUUGCAUUUUUACACCUACUCUCUGCUCAUGGUUCUAGCAAUGCCUCUUGCUGCUUUGUUACCACUUUACCGGCACAAACGUGAACAUGUUCCUGGGGCUGGCUUGAAGGCACUGCACCUAGUACGAGGAGACUCGCAGGCACUGCUCUGUGCCGUCACUGCUGUCCUUGCUGGCAUGGCAGGCUCUGCUGUAUCUGAUUUCCUUCUGUGGCAGAUGCAAGAUCACAAUGCUACAGAGCUUCAAAUGGGUAUUACUUUGGCUGUUGUGCCUCUGUGCCAGGCUGCCUUUGCCCCAUUGAAUGAAUGUUUAACUCGUCUUCUGAAAUCCCAUGGCCGGUUACUACCUCUUGGUAUCAUGGGUCUGUCUCUGCAGUGCCUUUCCUAUUCUUUCAUGUGGACUCCAUGGACAGUACUUCCUUCUCAGGUUCUGUCUGGAAUCAGCAUUGGUGCCCUCUGGUGGUCAUUAGAGGCUCAAUCUGUGGACAUAGCCUCUCCAGGGACAGAGCUGGCAGUGAAGCGAGUGUUUGAAGCCCUUUAUCAAGAUCUUGGUGCUGGACUAGGCAGUGUAGCAGGUGGGUUUGUGGUACAGAAGUUUGGGAUUAAGAUCCUCUUCCAGGGUACAGCAGCAAUGCUCGGAGUGUGGUGCAUUUCUUUAGCCGUGCUGCAGUGGAGAAUCCCUCGCCAACGCAGGAUAAAUUACUCACGCCUGCUGGCGGCUGACGCCAGUGAAAUGAGCGAGUCGGAGUCUGAGCAGGACAAUGACUGGUUGGAGAAAGCCAUGGAGGAGGACAAGGGGAACAAUAAUUGGAGGAGGCUGGAUUAAUCAGGAUGAUAAACAUUCUUCCACAAAGAUAUGAUGCCAGAAAACCAGCUGAGUGACUGUUAAAGUCAAAGACAUUGCAAUGUGGAGGGUUUAAAAGUCAGUAUGUUGAAAUGUUAUACUUUGUUCCAGAUUGGCCUUAAUGGCUUUAAGAACAUUACAGAAGGUCAUUAAAUCACAGUUGCUUUGCUUCUAUUGCUCAGCCUGUCACAGCUGGAUGCUGCAUGAGCUGCAAUUUGUUUCAGCUGCCAUAAAGCCAAUAUGAUUGUCCUAAAUUACAUAUUGUUAAGUAUGCUAAUCUUAUAAAGAAAAGUAAAGCUUAUAUAACUGUUUCUUGUUUAUUGCCUCUUUAAAGCUCAGAAAUGCCUGGAACCAUAUUACAUUUAAAAAGCAAUGAAAUACAGUUUGUUUUUAUGGCUUUCUUAAACUAAUUAUAUAUAUCACCACCACAGAGCAUCAGACGAGAUAUACAAUUAUGCCACAGCACUGUUAAAUUUUUGCUUUUGAUUCAUCCGAAGGUGUUCAUUAAAUUUUGAUUAUCUAUAGCUCG
Messenger RNA from Ictalurus punctatus (channel catfish), 2641 nucleotides. It is a transcript of the gene mfsd6l, whose product is annotated as major facilitator superfamily domain containing 6-like. Gene Ontology annotation, cellular component: membrane. The coding region runs from base 352 to 2094 and encodes 580 amino acids. The record is from RefSeq and is a predicted model, not a curated record. NCBI's taxonomy places the organism in Eukaryota, Metazoa, Chordata, Actinopteri, Siluriformes, Ictaluridae. The transcript has 3 exons.